AUGUAUGGCAAGGGCAAAGGCAUCUCGUCCUCGGCGGCGCCGUACCGCCGCAGGCCCCCGACGUGGCUGAAGAUGAAGAGCGAGGACGUCGUGGACCACAUCUGCAAGCUGGCCAAGAAGGGGCUGACCCCCUCGCAGAUCGGCGUCACGCUGCGCGACAGCUUCGGCGUCCCGCAGGUGAGGUACGUGUCCGGGAACAAGAUCCUGCGCAUCCUGAAGCUCAACGGGAUGGCCCCGGAGCUGCCGGAGGACCUGUACUACCUGAUCAAGAAGGCCGUGGCCAUCCGCAAGCACUUGGACAAGAACCGCAAGGACAAGGACUCCAAGUUUCGCCUCAUCCUCGUGGAGAGCCGCAUCCACCGCCUGGCAAGGUACUACAAGCGCGUGAAGUCGCUGCCGGCCACGUGGAGGUACGUCUCGGCCACGGCGUCCACGCUCGUGGCCUGCGCGGGGGGAGGGGGGGGUUUAGGGGGAGGGGCGAGGGAGUCAGGGGCGAGGGAGUCAGGGGCGAGGGGGGGGGCGGCGGGGGGGGAGAUUUUCGGGGGGGGGGCGACGGGGUCAGGGGGAGGGGGCGAGGGAGGUGGGGGCGCCCAGACCUCCUCGCGGCGUGGCGCAAUCACGGCGGGAGGCUUCCAGCUAACUAUGUUUGGAUUUUGGCCCUCAGCGGGCCCCGGGGUCGUCAGAAAGAUGGUUUGGGACAAAAGGGCUGGCCCAGGCACAUCCAGGCCUCUGGAGGUCGCCGUUGUGAAGAAAUUCCGCUUACAUACGUCGUGA
Molecule: messenger RNA, 774 nt
Organism: Prorocentrum cordatum
Lineage: Eukaryota; Dinophyceae; Prorocentrales; Prorocentraceae
Source: the annotation of a GenBank genome assembly